Molecule: messenger RNA, 15151 nt
Organism: Lymnaea stagnalis (great pond snail)
Lineage: Eukaryota; Metazoa; Mollusca; Gastropoda; Lymnaeidae
Source: the annotation of a GenBank genome assembly
AUCGAUGGAACGGAAGUGAAAGACCCAGGGGAUUCCCUUUCACUCGUUUUCAAUGGGGUGAAAAAUUGAGCUUUGUUCGAAAUUCUAUUAUUGAAUUUAAUGUCAAAACAUUUUUAGAGAUAUAUACCCCAUUCAAAUGCAAUGCUAAUUAAGCGCUCAAGUUUCCUGCACGUACAUUAAUGAAACAAAGAAAUUUGAGCUAAAACGAAUCGAUCUCUCGGCGGAGCUUGUUUCUGCCCUCCUCGCACCGACUCGUAGUAAGGUUAGUUUUGUUUCUUUUUUUAGCUGCUAAAACGCUAUGCUAUUUAGUUCAUUAUGAAGAUUAUCACGCAUUGACAACCUGACACUGUGGUUCGCGUCCCAGGUGAAUCUUCUUGUUUUAAUAUUCAUAAUCAGUGGUGCUAAUAACUAAUAAUAGGCUUGACCGACAACUUGCAAUGAAGCAAGCAAAGUCACUAAAAUAUAAAUUUUCAAGAUUGACUAACAGGACUGGAAGUGAUCCUGACCGGUGAUGCUCAUAUUUAAUUUGGAUUUGAGUAACUAUGUAAUGUAGUAUGUAUUUGUAUUGACAUUGACAGUGUUGGCCACGAUUUUCCUAUAUAGGGCUUGCUGUCAAAGAAAUAACAAACCCCAAGAUUGUCUAGAUUUCAUUGACAAUUACAAGCAAUCUAAAAAAUGUAGGAAUAAUUUUUGUGAACCUAAUUAUACUUAAUAGUUAAUAGUUAAUAGGUUUUGUGCAUACACUGUAUAAUAUAACUAAGCCUUUUAUAGGUUAUCAUUUUUAUUAUUCCUCUGCCUAUAUGAUAAAUGAAAAUUAUGUACUGCUUUAGAGUUUUCAAAAAAUGUUAGUGGUAUUUCAGUCACAUCCCACCAUCUACCAUUUUGAUUAUUGUUGUGAAUAUCGCAUCUUAAACUAUUAAGCCAUUGGCAUGGCCAUGAAACAUAAAGGGCCAAAAUAAAGCAAAAUGUCUAUGCCUAUACAGAGUCACCCUUAAAAUUUGAAAGUUUUCAUUAUCAAAUUGAAAGCUGACUUUUUUUUUAUUACUGUUAGUAAUUGGAAAAUAAAUAUGGCAUGGGCCUAAUUGUUAGGCUCAUAUAGGCAUAUAUGUAUUAAACUAAUAAUAUUUUAGGCUUAUAUAAAUAUAGGCUUUUCUACUUUAAAAAUAAUUUUAAUGUACAUCAAGUUGAGGUGUUAUAUUUAAACUACACCCUCAUUAAUUUGUUUUACUUGAAUUUUAAAAGUAAUAUAUUUUUUCUUGCAGUUUUUAGUUUUAUUAAAAAAUACCCUAUUAGUGUAAAAAGUUGGGAGUUACACAAUUUUUUCUACACCAAAUUGUAAAAACUUCAGGGUCUGCUAUAUUAAAUAAAGUAUAAAUAUUUGCUAAUUCAUUCUUCAUGAAGAAAUCUUUAAAAUAUUAUUUUUAUAAACGCAGGCUUCAACUCAACCUUUUUUUUUAAAAAAAAUCUAUUCUAAUUUGUUUUAAAGUUUUAUUUUAUCCCAUCAUCGCUGUAAAAAUAGUAAAAGUGAAUAGUAAUGUUUUAUAUUUUUCUUUCAAGGAUUUAUGGGAGAUUGGCUAUCCAUGAUUGGACCUUGUAGCAAUGUCAAAGAUAUUAAAUUGCAAGAUAGCCAUUAGGAAUCAUUGUUGUCCUCAGCUCUUUAUUGGGGACAAUUGGGGUAAAAUUAAUAGUUCCACAAUGUUCCCAUCUAGAAGUAUAAAGCUGGCCCAAAGAUAAUGGUGGAUUGUCACUGAUUUACAUGCAUAAUUUUGGAUGAUUAUUGACUGUUUUGAAAAUUCUCCUUUAAAAUAUAAUUUUUCAAAUAAUAAUCGGCUUAAUAACUGCUGUAUUUUCAGUUCUUUCAUUGAAGAUCAUUUUUGGAGUUCUAACAAAUAGUGCUUGAUGGAGAAGGUGGCUGGUUUGGUUGACCCCGGAGGAGGGACUGAAUCCCUGACUGGGGAUUUAAUCCCUGACUCUCUUGAAUCAUUUCUUAGUGAACAGAAAGAAAAACCAACAGAGUUAAAAAUGAUUGACAGUGAUAUUCUAGCCUUGGCCAAUCAAGUGGGAGAUGAACUUGAGGACAACUCAGUCGACGGAGCCAGCUUGGGAACCGAUCUGUCCUUUUUAGAAGGAGCUGAAGCAAAGGAGGCUAGUGGGGAUGAAGAUGAUCCUGCACUUGAUUUUCUUGUUGGGGAAGGAAAAAUGGAAGUGGACACUGAAGAUUUAGCUUUUUUGGAGGAACAAGAGAUGUCAGAAGGAGAAAGUUACACAGAUGAAGAUGAGACUGAAUGUGAAAAUGAAUCAGAAGCCGAAAAUGAGUCUGUAGAGGAGGAAGGUGAAGAGGAAGGAGAUGAUGAUGCAACAGAGGAGGGAGAAAAUAGUGAGGAGGAAGAGGGCAAGAAAACAGAUGUUGAAGAAGAUGGUGUGUUUGGGCAAGUUUCAUUCUAUGAUGAAGAAUCUGCCUCUAGUAAUUCUAUAGAUGUUCAGAAGAAGAAAAAGAAAGCAGAGAAGGCGACGAAAACAAAGAAAUUAAAAGGCAAAAAGCGUAAAGCUAGUAAAAUGGCAGAGAAAGAUAAGAAAUCUAAAAAGAAACGUAGACGAAAGAGGAAGAAGUCUAAGGAUGAAGAUGAUGAUGAUGAUGAGCCAGAUGAUAAGCUUCUCAAAUCAGGAGCUACACUAAUGAGGCGUAAAAAUAUCAGGUACUUAAUAAUUUAUGUCUUUAUUUAGGUUAAUCGUGAAUAUCAAUUUAUAGGGAUAAGUACUUUCUCCUUUCACUGCUUAAGAGUCAAACUUUACCCUCUUUAAAAAAAAAUGUAAUUGUCAAGAAAUAUUUCUUUGAUGAAUGGGAUAAUUAUGUUAAGUUCAAUUUUUAAAUUAUUUGAUACAAGCAGUCCUCAUGUUUGGAGUUUAUUUAUGAUACAUAUUUUGGGGUGGGGGGUGUGUCGAAUUAUUGAAAGCACACUACUUAUUUUAAAAUUCAAUGUUGUUUUUUUGUUGUUGUUUUUUUAUAGUGAAAACAUUGAAUACAAGUUGUUUGAUUCUCUGUUGAUAAAUGUUAAAUUAAAAAGCUCAAGUGAAAAAAUAUUUAUAAUUGUACUGAUUAUCUGGAAGAAUAACCCUUGAAUUUAAGAAUACUUUGCUGCAGCAUCAUUUUUUAUUUUUUUACAUACUUGUUAAUAUUUUUAAAAGUUUAAUUAGUGAAUUGGAAAUUUGAAAGAUAUCGCAUUUCUUCCCAGCAAAAAAAAAAAAGUAAUACCUAUUUUCAUUCUACCGGACAUGAUGAAUUACAUAUUUAUAAAUUAAAAAAUUUCUUGGUAAUUCAGAUCUAUUUUGAAAGAAAAGGAUUUGGACAAAGACAUGCUUUCAGCUCAAAAUGAAGAGCUCGAGCGUCAAAAACGUCUUAUGGAACUUAAGAAAUCAUUGUUACGAGAGAAUGCUGCAGCUGGAGCUGCUGCAGCUGCAUCAAAGGCGGCUGCAUCUAAGGCAGCAGCUGUUGCAGCAGCGGCGGCAGCAUCAUCAGCAAGCACCUCCACAUCUACUUCAACCAAAACUGCAACAGCAUCAACUGGUACUUCUACUCCAAAGGAAAAGGACUCUCAGCUGAAAUCACUUCUUCAAGGUUAGAAUUUUGAGACCUUUAGGUUCUAUCUCUAGAAAGCUAUUUAAUUAGCGUAAAAAGAUGUAGAAGUAACUGUUUGUGAAAAUUGAUAGAUAUAUUUGUAAUGUCUUUAGAACCUUGUUCUUUUCAUUAUUUGAUGUUGUUAAUAUUAUUUUAGUUGCGGAGGAAGAAGCUGAGAAAGAGGCAGAAAGUAAAGAAAGGAAAAAUUUAGACAAAGAAGUUGUGAAAAUCAAGAAGGAAACCAGGGAAACUUCACCCCCAUCAGGUUUGUUAGUUAUCCUGCUGGCAUCGUUUUCUUUUUAUAAUGAAAGUAUUAAUCUUCAAAGUUUUAAAUCGAGAUGGGCUCUGCUGUCUCCGAUAUUAGUGAUAUUAUUUGAGCGUUUUAGACAUCAGCAUGCAUUUUUUUUUUCCUCAUAGAUGUAAUCACCUUAAGUAGUGACUCGGAUGAUACAGAUGACUAUGAUGAUGAAGAUUCUGAUGAGGUUGUUAUGGUGCCCAGUGAUGAAGAGGAGGAUGACGAAGGGCCAGAGGAUGUCAAUAAUGGAGGAGCCCAUAUAGAUGAUACUCUUAACCUGCCUGACCCUGAUGGUAGGGUAAAGGUCAAUGUAGGCCACCCACCUGAUGACCCUGACAUUUAUCUUGCACCUCAAAUUGCCCAAGCAAUUAAACCUCAUCAGGUCAGAAAAUUUUUCAUUUAAACAUAGUUGUUUUUUAAAAAUAAGUAUUAAAUAAACUCUUAUCUAAAAUUUAAAAAAAAAUAUUACAAAACACCUUGUUACACCUGUCCCACUAAUUCCCCUAAAAAAAUUCCAAUGAGGUCUGCUCUUUUUUCUGUUACUUUUGAGAAAUUCUCAAAUUAUAUGUCCUUCUUAAUUCUUGACAGAUUGGUGGUGUUCGUUUUUUGUAUGACAACAUGGUAGAAUCAUUGGAAAGGUUUAGAACGACACCAGGAUUUGGGUGUAUUUUAGCUCACAGCAUGGGUCUUGGGAAAACUAUACAGGUUGACUUUUAAUUUCCUAAAUAUUUAAUAUAUUUUUUUACUAUGUCUAUACAUUUCUUAAAGUAUAUACUAAUAGAAAGUUAUGGUGGGAGUAAUAUUAAUAUGACAUACGAUAUUAGUUUCAACUUAUUUUGCUUGCUUCUUUUUAUUAUUAAUUAAACUUAUGCAAAUAAAAUUAUAUUCCACAGCUGAUUUCAUUUAUUGAUAUAUUUAUACGCUGCACUGGAGGCAAACUAGUCCUUUGUAUAGUGCCCAUCAAUACACUACAGAACUGGUUAGCUGAGUUCAACUAUUGGUUGCCACCAAAGGAGAAACUCCACCCAGACGACCAUCUUACUCAAAGCAGAACUUUCCCCAUACACAUCAUUAAUGAUGGCAUGAAAACAACUGCAGCUAGAGCCGCAGUUAUAGGUGAGUCCUAUUCACAGCUUGUAAAUUGAAAAAAAAUAAAUUUGCGCUUAAAUAUGUAUCUUUCUUGAGAAGUUAUGAUUUUAGAAAUGUUAUUUUUACUACAUUAAUUUAACUUACUUUUAGUUUGUUUCUUUAACAUAUAAAACUAUUUAUUCAUGGUAUGAUUUCAUAUCUAGGAAAAUGGAAAGACCAUGGCGGGGUUUUGCUAAUGGGUUACGAAAUGUUCCGCCUCUUGUCAUCCAAGAAAGUGGCUCCCACCAAAGCAAAGAGCCGGUCCAAGAAACCUGCCCAACCUGAGGUCAUUGAUGUGGAAGAGGAGGAUAAAAAUAAAAGUCUUAUGAUUGGUCAGAGAAUGUUUCCUGUUUUUUUUUUUUUUUUUGGUUUUUUAAUUAUUAUUUUAACAAGCAGAACAAAAAUUCAGGUUUUUGGGGGAAAUCAUAUUGUUUUUUUUUUUAUUAUAUUAAAUAAAUACUUGCUCAAAAACUUGUUUCCAAGACUGAAAUUAUGACCAUUAAACAAAGAACAUUUGAAAUUGUAACAGUUUGAUGAUAUUAUCUCCUGUGAUAUUAAAUUGCAUAGUGCACAAUUUUAUUUUAGAUUUUAUCACUAAAGUGGUUCAAUUAUUUUUUUAAAAUUUGCAUUAUUUUAAUGGUGUGCUUCACAGACAUGCAUGGUGUCUUAGUUGAUCCUGGCCCAGACUUGGUUGUGUGUGACGAAGGUCAUCGUAUUAAAAACAGUAGUGCUGCCAUCUCUCAAGCUCUAAAAGCCAUUAAAACUAGGUAUUUUAUUAUCACAUAUUUUUACAAGUUUAUACCCUUUUUUUACUGUUACAUUUUAAUGUUGUACAUGUGUGUAUUUACAAAAAAACACAACUUUAUUGGAAAAAAGGUUUGAUAAUGAUGGGAAUACUGUGGGGAAAAAAUCUUAUCAUAAUGAAAAAUGACUUGUUUAUCUACCUAUUAAUAAAUCCUAAUUCAAAUAGACUAUAAUUAACUUGAAUUAUUUCAGACGGAGAGUUGUACUGACUGGUUACCCUUUACAAAACAACUUAAUGGAAUAUUGGUGUAUGGUGGACUUUGUGAGGCCAAACUUUCUUGGUACGAAGACUGAGUUCAGUAAUAUGUUUGAGCGGCCCAUUAUGAAUGGGCAAUGUAUGGAUAGUACAACAUCUGACAAGAAAAUCAUGAGGCAUCGAUCAUAUGUUUUACAUAAUCUGCUUGAGGGGUUUGUGCAAAGGUGAGUGUAUAUAAAUUCUUCAUCACCUAAAUUUAUAUCAGUUUAUACUUGUCUUUUUCCCUCUUGGAUAAAAAGAGGGUAAUUGAAAGUAAAAAAAGUGCUCGAAAUGUGUGUGUUCAUUAAAGCUGCAUACCGAGAUCUUUACAUUGUAAGAUAAUAUAAAAUAUUUAUUCUUACACCUAACUAGAUUAAAUUUCUUUAAAUGAAAUUGAAAGUUCCUUCAUGUUUUAUUUUAUAAUUAAUUACCUUUUAUACUUCUGUAUUCUCAUCAGAUUUGUCUUGACAUUUUCCCCUCUAAACCCGUAUUUCCCAACAUAAUCAAUACUCUGCACCCUUUAUAAAUUAUUUGACAAAUCUGGCACCCCUCAUAAAAUUAAAAAAAAUUUUAAAUGCAUUUUUAUUGAAUUCCGUAUUUGAUAACUUUAAAAUGCAAACAAAUACGGAAUUCUAAUUUACUUUGCAAUGAUAAUUGGAGAAAUUAGAAAAUAAACUUUUGAAUUAAAAAUAAAGGAAAAAUUAAAUUAAGAAAUGUUUAAAAAUAUAUAUAAACAUUUAUAUCAUAGCUUGAAAGUUAUUGACUCCUCAGUUCUUAUAAUUCCCUUUCCUCGCAUUCCCAAAGUUGGACAUCCAUAAAUGGCUUUGAGGGGGGUGGGGUGUCACAAAUUUGUGACUAUAUAUAUAUUAUGAGGUGUCUUAAAUUGUGUGAAAAAUUUGUGAUGAUGGGGGGUUGGGGUGGUGUCAAAAAUCAGAACUUUGUGAAACCCUGCACUCUUAACGUAACCGGAUGUCUUUUUACAAUUUAUUUUUUCUUGAUUUGCCUUGUGAUGCUGAGAAUAUCAUGAAGGCUGUUAACAAGUGUAGAGAUCUUAGUCUUAGAGGAUUCUUGAUAAGAAAAAUGAUUUGGCAACUUGAAAUCAAAAUACAAUGGGUAUAUUCUUUUAAUUUUUCUUUUAAAUCCUGGUUUUAUUCAUGCAGACGUGGUCAUACUGUUCUGCAGUUGAGCUUGCCUCCAAAAACAGAACAUGUUUUUCUGGUUCGUUUGAGUGCUUUUCAACGAAAGAUAUAUGUUGAAUUUAUGAACGCCAUAUCAGAGUCUGGACUAUGUUCAUGGGCCAACAAUAACCCACUGAAAGCAUUCGCUGUCUGUUGUAAAGUAAGUGAAAAACUUACAAUAAUUCAUAUGGAUGUGUUUGUUAAUUAAUUUUACACAACAUUGUUGACAAUCCCAUAUUUUUUAUUCAGCAUUUUGAAUCUCUGGAUGAGAAGAAAUUCAUCUCUAUAUUUUGGGGGUUAAUGCAACAUUUCUAAUAUUCUUAAAAUAAUCUGAUGUCUUUUUUUUUAUAUUUCAGAUCUGGAACCAUCCUGAUAUUCUCCAUGAUGUUUUAACCCAGCAUAUAGCAGACAAAGACAAUGACCUGGACAUUGACACAGGUGAAGGAGGCACUAGCAAAAAGAAGAAAAACAUCUCCAAAUCUGCAUCUACAGCAUCAUUAGCAUCUGCAGAUUCAACUUCUGCAUCUCUCACCCCUUCUGCAUCAACAACAUCACUGGUGUCCAUGGCUUCAGAGACUGCUUCAGAUAAAAAUCCUAUUACAUAUGAUUGGGUAAGAUUUCUAAGGGGACGACUGUCAAAAUAUUUUUUAAGAAUUUUAAUCGCAAUGAGGCUGACAAAGGAAGUUCAAUAAUAUGCAAUUCAGUCAUCAAAGUUUUAAAAAUCACAUUUGUGAACUAAUAUUUUGCUUUUUUUUCAAAAGGAAACAUUUUUUUUUUCCCUAUCUUAUCCACGUAUGCAAUUGUCUGUCUGUGUACCUACCUUUUUUUAAAAUAUCCCAUUUUAGUUAAAUCACUGACACAUAAGACACACAUUUUAAUUAAUUUUUUUUUCAAAAGGCACUGAAUUGUUUUCUGGAAGUUUCAAUUGGCUUUAUAUAAGUCGUCAAUACUUGGAUCUUAUGAAACAAAUGUCUUGCAUAUAAUAAUAUCUCAAACCUUUAUUUAUACAAUUUCAGGCUGAACCUUUUAUGAAAGACUACAUAGCAGGUGUUCUAGAAAACAGUGGCAAGUUUGUAAUCAUGAAUGCAAUUGUGGAAGAGUGUCUGGCAGUUGGAGACAAGGUCCUUAUAUUUAGGUAUGCCAUUAGAGUUAAUAGGUGAUGAUUUAAAAAAAAAAUAUUUAAAAAAUUUUUUUUUAUGUAAAACCACAAAAUCCAGUUUUAUUUAUGUAAGAGAAAAACAAUAAAUCUUGGGUAGUUUCAUAAAUAAAAAAUUGUGUGACUUGUUACUUAAAAUUAAAAGAAGCAUUGAAAUGUUAAUCGAAUAUGCACUAAUUUCAUUCUUCCAUUUCGUCGAUUCCAAUAUGGUUUUUUAAUGUUGUCAAAAAUCAUUGUAAGAUGCGUGUCAGAUAUCUUUCAUUAUUAUUUCAUCUAGCCAAAGUUUGCUCACUCUGAACAAAAUUGAAGAGUUUAUGGGAAAACUCAAGGUUCCAAGAAUGGAGAUUAAUGAAAACUGGCAGCGCAACAGAACAUAUUUCCGUAAGCAAAUAUACAUUUUCAAUAUUUAUUUGUUUGUUUAGUUUUAGUUAAUCAUGACAGAAAAUUCUUUAAAUAUUUAUUCCAGCAACACCAGUUUUUCAAUCCUAAUAAAUUCAAUUUCUUGAAAUUGAAAUUUAUUAAAAAUGGAUAAAUAUGAUAAUGUUGAAAAAUAUGAAUCCAUUAAAAAAAAAACUUUGUUGAAAAUGUGACAUGUUUUAAAUAUGUUUUACAGGACUUGAUGGAAGUACUUCAGCUCAAGAUAGAGAAAAAUUAAUUAACCAGUUUAAUGACCCUGAAAGUAACAUAUGGGUUUUCUUAUUGUCCACAAAGUAAGCAUUAAUUUUUAUAAAAAACAGCUAAAAGCUCAUCGCUUUUUAUUUUUGUCAUUCUGGAUUUUACAAUAUUUUACUGGUAUAUAUCAGCAUGUUGUGUUAUGCCUAACUUGGCAGAGAUGGACUAGCAUGUUUUAUAUAGCAGGAUUGUGUUAUUUUAAAUUUUGUCAGCAUACUUAGCUCUACCUGGGGGUUAUAAUUUGCUUGGUACCAGUCCCAAAAUAUUAAGUUUUGACUUCCAAAUCUGAGUAGUUUUUACUGAGCAAGUAAUACAUCGUUUUUGAGGGUUUAUUUUUAUCUGAUUUUUUAAAAACAAAAGUCUUCAUUUGUUUACAGAGCCGGUUGUUUGGGAAUUAAUCUCAUUGCUGCCAACCGUGUCAUAGUUGUUGAUGCCUCCUGGAACCCCUGUCAUGAUUGUCAAGCUAUAUGUCGUGUAUAUCGGUUUGGUCAGAUUAAAAAUUCCUAUGUGUACAGGCUUAUCACAGACAAUACACUAGAAAAGAAAAUUUAUGACAGACAAAUAAAUAAGCAAGGAAUGUCUGGUAAGUCGCCAGUUCAGAAAUUUCGACUGAUCAUUUCUUGUGGCUAAUUUAUGUUUUCAUGCCAACAAUGUAAAUUUAAUUAAUUUUAACCACAUUUGAUUUAAAAACUUGAUGUUUCUUUGUUUAAAAUAGUGAUUUUUAAUUAUUUUUUUUAAAAAUCUGUUUACAGAUCGAAUAGUUGAUGAUAUGAAUCCAGAAAAUAAACUGACUCGUAGACAGGUGGAGAAUCUCCUGGAUUUUGAGGUAUGAGAAAGAAAAAAAAAUGUAUACAACUAAAAGACAGUAUUUAAAUAUUGUUUUGGCAUACACCUAAUUUUUUUUUCUCUCACAUUAAGGGGUUAGGCGCCCGAAAAUAUCUAAAAUUUUCAAAAAUUGUCCAUUUUUUUAUUUUUUCAUUUUUACGUAGAUAAACAUUAUUAGAAUCGAUUACAUAUCAAUUGAUACUACUUUUUAAAAGAUUUGUUGUGAAACAACUGAUAUUUAACACCCCUCCCCACUCUAAAAAUUGACCUAAUUUUGGAAAUAAAAUAAAAUUCAUACAUAUCCCAUGUUUGAGACCUCAAAAAACUAGUUUUAAAUAACAUAAUAUGCUAUUAUUAUAUAUCAACGUAAAGGUAAAUUCAAGCAGUUUUUUUUAUUUUUAGAAUCGAAGUCAGUAAAUAUAAUUGCUACAAAUAAUCGGAUCCACAAGCGAAGUGUGUGUAGGAUUUUCUUCACUUCUAUUUAUAUAAUUAUUUUACCGAUUUUCAUUGGUCCGAACCGAGGGUAACCAAGAUACCGUUGACUCGCGCAUGCGCAAAUGCGUUGUUUAUGCGUGUUUACCGGAUCAUGGUUCUGUGUACAGAACGAAAGCAUCAGCAUAUUUUGAUUUUAAAAUACACGUUUACAACCUUACCCAUUCGGUAAAAGCCAGAAAUUCAAGGUAAGUAUACUAAAAAAAUGACCUUAAUUUAGCAACAUGCAAUCGGUGAUAGUUGAAAUUAUUCAGUUCGGACGUCAGUACUGUCACUGUGUUGCCUUGAUGAUUGAUCGUGCGUGUGGAUUGUUUGUGAGUUUAUGUUUGUUUAGCUUAUGCCUUAUGCGGAGAAUUACAUACGUUUCUACUAUUAGUCUUUAUAUUUACCAAUCAAGUGAAUUGUUACAUUAUAUGAAUCCUAAGCCUAUUUAUUUAUAGUUGUCUAACAAAACAACAUUGAUAAAUAAUCGAGUAGUUCAAAGUAAUAGCAUAGGCUAAGACUAAGGCUAGGACUAAAACAACAAUGUAACAACGCAAUAUGCCGUAAUACUACUAUAAUUAUGGCAUGGUAUUAGCAUUGGCAGUAUGGGGAAAAUAAUUCGUAUUAGAAUCUUUUAACUCAAAUAGUUUAAUCUUAGCCUUAUUCAUUUUUUUUAUCUGCAUACAAUUAUUAAUAGUAAUAGCUAAUUAGUUUUAUAUUAUUUCUUAUUUAUAAGAUCAGUUCAAUUGACUAAUAAUAGUAAUUAUAAUAAAAUAAGUAUUUAGUUUAGCAAUCCUAAACAUCUAAAUAAUACUAAUAGGCUUAUUGAGAUCAUUUUCAAUAUAUUAUUUGCUAAAUAAUGUUUAUAUAAUUUUUUAAUUCCAUUCCAGCCCCCAAUUAGUUCUACCGAGCCGAGCAAAAGUUAAUUCUUCAGUGACAAGAAUUCUACAGAGGGACUGUUAAACAUUGAUUUGAAAUGAUCAUAAUUCAAAGCUUUUACCAAUUUUCUUCUGUCUGCAGUGGAAUGGACGAAUUGCAGAAGCCAUAACUUACAGCUGAUUGCAAAACAAAAUAGUAAAUACUAUGAACAUAACAAUGACUAGAUUGUGAGUGGUUAGAUUGUUCAUAUCAACAACUGGAUAACCAAGUCAUUAUCAAUUAUAGACUCUAAGGCCUGAAGGACAAUGGCAUGGACUAUGAAAAGUUGCAAUCUAUGAUAUCUGCGAUAAACAAUCCAGCUGCACCGCAAAAUUUAUAACCUGCGCAAAGUAUAAAAACUGCGCUAUGCCGAAGACAUGAAACAUUUAUGAGCAAGUAUCUUCCCAAUUAUUACAUUUCUAAUAGACAAAUAACUCAUUCACCUCUGGUAUGAGGGACAUCUUUGAUGAAAGAAGUACACAGAAUAGGUACAAAAGUUUCAACAUAGCAUUGCUGCCAUGAAACUAUGCUUCAAUUUCAGUGAUGGUGACAGCAACAUAACCUUGUCAUCUAAGCAUGGUUAAAAGGAUCAUGGACAAAAGGGUUGAUUGGGGACUUUGGAUAACUUGUGUUAUAUUAUAAUGCUGAACAAAAAAUUCUAAUACAACACAAAUUAGCUUUAUUCCAGAGGAAAAAAAUUUUUUGUUUAAAAUUGUGAUUUUGACGAGAGCACCUGAUGAAGUUCAAGAAGUUAAAACCCAUGUUCCUGGUGCAUUCAACAGUUCAAUAAUAUAAGAAACCACCAUGUCCAUGUUGCUGAACAAAAAAAACUAUGUAAAAGAACUUCAUUUUCAUAUUAAACUUAAAAUUUUUCACUUUUAAAGUUUAAAAUUGAUUUUUCUCAAAAUUGUUUUUUUCUGUUGUUUUGUAACGUAGAAUUCUAAAAUCUCAGCUAAUAUACAAGCUAGAGUAAUAAAAUUUGGUGUGUAUCUUCCUUUAACUAUUUUGUGGGUAAUGAGCUAUUCAAAAAUCAAUUUGGUCAAUUACUUUUGUUAAAAUAAUUUUUUUCAUAUCCUAGGAUGGUAAAUUUUAAGCGUUUUCUGCCGAGGCAAAUUUUAAAAAUUAAAAAAAAAAUGUUUUGAAAAGUUUUAAGGAAAUUAAACUAGCUCAGUACCUCUAAAUAUAAUUGAAGUUCAUGAAUCAAUCAAUUUUUAAGCAAUAUGUAUGUUUGUUUUUAAAAUUUUAGAACUCUACGAAUGGGUAUUAUUUUCAAGAUGGCCGCCGUUGCCAUGGCAACUAUAUAAUUUUUUUUUAUUUUAAAGCAUGAAAAUAUAUCUCCAUUCAUAGCUUAACAUGACCAUAAUAAAAUAAUUGCUCUAAGUUGGUUAAUUAAAAAAAAAAAUUUUUUGGUAGCCUGCCCCCUUAAAGCUUGACAUCUUAAUCUUGGCAUUAUUUAAAAUAUGGCUUCAAUUGAUACCCAUAGGAUUUACAGUAAGCAAUAGAAUACUAUUAUUUCUUAGUGUACAGUUUUUUAUUUUAAGUAAAUUUAAAAGGAGUCACCCUUUUUGUUUCAAUCUUUGAUGGAGUUUUUGUUCAAGGCUUAAAUUGGUAUUUAUAAAUUAACAGGAUCAAGAGUUCCCAAUGAUUGAUUUCACAACUGCUGAUGGGAAAUAUGGACAUGAUCAAGUUAUGGUGAAUGUGUUGAAAACUUAUGGACAGUGGCUAACUAAGGUAUUUGUUUAGUUUUAUUUCCUUUGCUGUAAUUAGUCCAAAAUAUUUUAUUUAAAUACCUUCCAUUCUUUAAAUAAAUUUUGAGUGUCCUUAAAUUUUACAGGUUUUUAUCAGCAUUUCAUUCUUUUCUGUACAUUUUAAGUCCCUGUUUAAGACUUGCACCAUCAAUGCCUAUUCUGAAAUUAUAUUACUCAGUUCACUAACUUUGGGCAUUUAACCUACUUGAGUACCUACCAACGUCCAGUGAAACUAACAUGUAUCUUCGCUAUAAUUAAUAUUUUCUUAAUUUAAUUAUCUUCUUUUAAAUUCAGCAACCUUUCACCCACGAGUCGUUGCUGAUUGACCGCAAAGAGCUGCGACUUUCAAAACGGGAGAAAAGAUUGGCCAAGGAAGGUUAUGCCAGAGACAAAAGGAUGAAUGUAACAUAUACGCGGCCUUCAUAUGCUGCUUACUACCCACAGCCUGGUGGGCUGCCCAGCAGACUUCCUCUCAAUAGUAGAUACAAGUGAGUUUUCAUUUUGUUUCUAUGCAAGCUUUUCAAACCAACUUUUGGGGUGAGAGUGGAACAUUUGGUAGAUAAAACAUGUCUUUUCAUGACUACAUUAUCAUUUAUGCAAUAACUAUUAAAAUCAAACAAGUUAAAAUAUGAUAAUAGGGAUAAUAUACAAAGUUAUUAACAGUUAUUUUUAAUAAUUGUUUUUAACUACUUGUUAUCAUACUGGUAAUGCAUAUAAGAAUUGAAAAUGGCAAAAAGUUUGGUUGGUUUUUUUUGUUAUUUAUUUCACAGCAGGAAGAUUCUAAAAUUGUAUGCUCCAAAGGUCUUCAUUACAUGACUACUGUAUUAUAAUAUUUUUAUUUCAUCUGAAGGAAAUAGCGAAACAAAGUAUUGGAAAACCUGAAAAAAAGCACACUUCAAUCGAAGCAACUAACGUGUAAAGAAGCCUUCAUCAGCCAAAAAUCAAUUGUAAAAACAAUAUAAAAAGUAUAAUAAACUCUUAGCUGCAAUGUAGUUUACGAGAGGACUGCAAGAGCAUUCCUCUUGCUGUCCUCUCUGUCCUCAUUGCAGCUAAGUGUUAAUUAUAUAUAAAAAAAAUUUUUUACUGUUGUUUUUUGCUGAAGAAGGCUUUUUGCUGACACGUAGCAUCCUUUUUUUCAGGUUUUCCCAUAUGUAGUUCUCCUAUAUCUUUCUAACUAACCUAAUUGUAGUUUCUCCCUUUAAUUAUCAUAUUAUUUCAUCUGAAUUUGGUCAGAUAUGCACUUAGGAUAUUUGUUUUGUAUGAGGACUUAGGCAUCAAAAGUUUCUUUCUUUAACUAACUGAUUAAACUUUUUGUAACUCAGUUAUGCUGCAUUCCGUCGUGGGCCAAUUGUACGCCCUAUAGCAAGUGUUCGUCCUAUGAUAGCUGCUAACGUCCAGAAUGGGGGAGAGAAGAUUAAACAGUUUGGAGGCCAGCCUUUAAGACCUGGCGUCACAAUUCAUCAAGUCAUCACUACUACAGGUUUGUCAUGUUUUUUCCAAAAACGCAGAUGUCCUGAAUUUUAUGGCCAAAGCAAAUUAAGCGCAUGAUUUUUCUAUCUCAAAUAAAGGAAGAGCACAUCCACUCCAUCUACACAAGAAUGAAUCAAAAAUAAAUCCCUCUAGUCUGCAUACACUUAAUUAGGUUAAAUGCAAUUUUUGAUCUUAAUCAUAAAAUAUGCCCCCUUUUAGCGAUUCAUGACAGCCACUUGGAAAAUCCCUGUUAUCGGUCUAUUAUUUAAAGAAAGUAUUAUAAGUCAUAAAUGAAAUUUCAUUUUUAUUAUAUGACAAUUUCUUUGUUUCUCAGACAGUUAUAUAAUAAUUAAUUUUAAAAUCUUAUUUAUAUUGUGUAUUUAUUUCCUUCAGAAAUUGUAUUACCUGGUACAAAUACUGGCACCCAAGCAGGGGCUUCAGCCACUAACAAAAUUGGAGCAGGUGAAAAAAUACUUGUCAUUAAAACUCCAAAAGGGGUUUACAUUAGAACCAAUGAUGGGAAGAUGUUUGCUGUCAGAUCCAAGACUGGAGCAGGCCUGACAGACAUUGGUGGAACCUCAGGAACAACAACCACCACAGCAACAACAACAUUUACAUCAGCUGGGGGAAAC